Triticum dicoccoides is the source of this 1323-nucleotide messenger RNA. Its product is annotated as chitinase CLP-like. The transcript has a single exon. Gene Ontology annotation, molecular function: aspartic-type endopeptidase activity. The record is from RefSeq and is a predicted model, not a curated record. Bases 7 to 1281 code for a protein of 424 amino acids. Lineage: Eukaryota; Viridiplantae; Streptophyta; Magnoliopsida; Poales; Poaceae. Gene Ontology annotation, biological process: proteolysis.
UCCAAAAUGUGGCAAACAGAAGACCUCAUCCUCGUCGCCGUCUCGCUCUCUGUCUCUGUCCUGGCGUGCACGGUGGCGGGCGACGGCGGUGGCAGGCCGCUGGUGACGGCCGUCACAAGGGACGCGGCCACCUCCCUCUACACCAUCCCCGUCAAGUCCGGCAGCCCGCUGGUCGUCGACCUCUCCGGCCCCAUCGUCUGGUCCACCUGCGACGACGCCACCUCCCACGACACGCUCGAGUGCAACAGCAUCGACUGCAUGCGCGCGCACCGCUUCCACCCGCCCAACUGCCAGCAUACCGGCUACGGCAUGCCCGACCCCGGCAACCCCUACCGCUGCAAAUGCACCACGCACCCGCACAACCCCGUCUCCGGCGACACUGCGUCGGGGGACAUGACCCGCGUGGUGCUCUCCGCCAACGCCACCGACGGCAGGAACCCGUUGGGCCCGGUGUCGUUCACCGCCGUGACGUCCUGCGCGCCGGACUCCCUGUUAGCGGGGCUGCCGGCGGGGGCCGUCGGAGUCGCGGGGCUCGCGCGCUCGGGCCUCUCGUUCCCCGCUCAGGUCGCGCGCACGCAAGGCGUCGCUAACUCGUUCGCGCUUUGCCUCCCAAGCGGCCCAGGAAACGGCGUCGCCAUCUUCGGCGGUGGCCCGCUCAUCGCGGCGAAUGGGCGGCCACUGACGGAGAUGCUGGUCGGCGAGACCCCCCUUCGCAAGCACAAGGAAUCCCCCGGCUACUACAUCUCGGCGAGCAAGGGCAUCGCCGUGGACGGAGCGCAGGUGCCGGUGGGCCAGUACGCACCGCUCACCAUCGGCCUUUCCACGACGAUCCCCUACGCGGAGCUGCGCCGGGACGUGUAUCGUCCGCUCAUCAACGCGUUCGACCAGGCGAUAGAACGCCAGGGUGGGAGGGUCCCCUCCCCGGCUGCGGCGCCGUUCGAGCUGUGCUACAACUCGUCCAGGCUUUCGCCGACGCGGUUCGGCUACUUCGUGCCAACGGUCGAUCUGAUGCUGGAAGGGGGCAGGAACUGGACGGUGUUCGGCAUCAACUCCAUGGCACAGGUGAACCGCGCCACAGCGUGCUUCGCUUUCGUCGAGAUGAAGACGGGGGACAAGUCCGAGUAUGGCGGCCUUGCGCGGCCGGCGGUGGUACUCGGAGGGUUCCAGAUGCAGCAGAACCUGCUGGUGUUCGACGAGGAGAAGCAGACUCUCGGAUUCACCUCGCAGCUCACCGGAAGGGGGCUCUCGUGCGGCCAAUUCAAUUUUACGAUGUCCGCCUAACCUGGUGUUGCAAGUUCAAAUGCUGUGGUCGUGUUGCCUCGA